AUGGACAGGCAAAACAGAGCCCUAUCUGUCCGCAAGGGCCAAUCCCCCUUCCCCCGUCCGUCCGCACCGCCGGCACCACCAGCAGCCCAGCAGCCGCGCGCCCCACCGACGCCGCCGCAGGACUAUUCGGACGACGACAACGCCGCUCGCGGCCAGUACAGGAACAACUUCAACAAAUCGUCAUCCCGCUACACUAGCGGCCGACAAGAACCUGUCGCAUCCGCCUUUCCGAGCUACUACUUUUCAAACGACGGCGCUACCGCCAACACUACAAAACCACGGUCCCAACAACAACCACAGCAACAGCAACAGCGUCCGCCAACCCCUCCCAAGGAGGCCCCGCAGACGCGCACCUCUCCCAAGAUGCCGCAGGGUCCGUUCCAGGGCACGAGGAGACGCCAGCCGAGCGAGCCCCAGCCGCAGAGCAGACCUCGGGCCGGAUCGCAAAGACAGCAGCAGCAGCAGCAGCAAUAUUCCUACAACGACGCAGACUACCAAAACACAUCCUCCUCUCGCGUCCGCGACUACUCCAACGUCUCCAUCAACAUCGGCACGGGGGGAUUCGGCUUUGGAGGGUCCGGUGGUCCGUCCAUCACCGUCAACGGACGCGACUGGCGGGACGAGGGCGGCCGCAGUCGGGAUUAUCAUCGGUACCGGGACGACAGGGCCAACGGCGACAGGUAUUGGGAUGACGGCCGCGACGACGGCAGGCCGCGCAUCAACCACAUCCACACUCCUUUCAUCAGCACGCCGUUUGGGUUCGGUGGCGACAGGCCCUGGGCUGGGUUCUUGAACCUAGGCGGGUUUGGCAUCUUCUGA
Pyricularia grisea is the source of this 819-nucleotide messenger RNA. RefSeq lists its product as uncharacterized. The record is from RefSeq and is a predicted model, not a curated record. NCBI's taxonomy places the organism in Eukaryota, Fungi, Ascomycota, Sordariomycetes, Magnaporthales, Pyriculariaceae. The coding region runs from base 1 to 819 and encodes 272 amino acids. The transcript has a single exon.